Molecule: messenger RNA, 2140 nt
Organism: Acanthochromis polyacanthus (spiny chromis)
Lineage: Eukaryota; Metazoa; Chordata; Actinopteri; Pomacentridae
Product: tripartite motif-containing protein 16-like protein
Exons: 3
Coding region: 706-1287 (193 amino acids)
Molecular function (GO): protein binding
Source: RefSeq, a predicted model, not a curated record
ACAGCAGCAGACAAAGAAGAAGAUGAAGCCAGAGAAGGUUUGGAUUCCUCAGGUGACAUGUAGAGUGUAGAUUCCCUCUCUGACUGUAGUUCCUGUAAAACAGCUUCUCAGGACAUUUAGUGUUGAAAUGGAGUCAUCACUUCUGGGAUUGAUUCUUCUUUAUUCUUCCUAAAAGCUUCAUAUUUAUAGAAUUAGAAAGAAAUGGAAAAUGUUCCCAAACACACAUUUUCACCACAAACGGAUCCAUCAGGUUUCCUGCUUCGUUUCCCUGACAACAGUGAUGUUACGGCCGUUCCUGUUCCUCAAAUUAGUUCUGCUUUUACCGUCUUCAUGUUGCAGCUUCUUUUCUCCGUCUGAAGGUGUUCCAGAGUGACGGCAGCCUGCAGACUCAGAGGACCGGUGACGGAGAAGCAGCCCAGGAUUUUCUGUGUUUCUGCUUAAACCCAGACAGCAGAGAUCUGUACUGGUGGGAAGAAGAUGAGUUUCUUCCUGGAAUGAAGCCCAGCCUGGUAACUCUCCUCUCCUUCCUGCUCUACAAACACACAUUUCCUGGUUCCUCCCUUCAGAUCUGCACUCUGCAGACGGCUGGAAGAAGCUGACAGGAACCCGUUCACUGCAGGAACACAUGAUUUGGAGAUCAGAGCUCAGACUAGUCUCAUGAAAGAGGAAGUGAAAGUCAAACAGUCUGUGUGAGCCAGAGGAGAAAUGGAGCAGCUGUCAGAACCAGAACCAAAGACCAGAGACGGAUUCUUAAAAUUUUCAAGAGAAAUCACUCUGGAUCCAAACACAGCAUUCAAAUAUCUGUUGUUAUCUGAAGGGAACAGAAAAGUAUCAAGAAUGGAAGAAGACCAACAUUAUCCUGAUCAUCCAGAAAGAUUCACUGAUCAUUGUCAGGUUCUGAGUAAAGAGAGCCUGACUGGACGUUGUUACUGGGAGGUGGAGUGGAGAGGAGGAGUUUGUGUAUCACUCGCAAAGAAGAAUAUCAGCAGAAACGGAGACUUAAAUGAAUGUGGAUUUGGAUUCAAUGACAAAUCUUGGUCUUUAUAUUGUUUCACCAACAGAUAUUCAUUUUGGUACAACAACAUCUCCACUGACGUCUCUGGUCCUCAGUCCUCCAGAAUCGGAGUCUAUCUGGAUCACAGAGCAGGUAUUCUGUCUUUCUACAGCGUCUCUGAAACCAUGACUCUCCUCCACAGAGUCCAGACCACAUUCACUGAGCCCAUACAUGUUGGAAUUUUUCUGUCAGAUGAUGAUGGAGCCACUGCAGAGUUCCUUAAAGUCAAAUAGAGUAAUUCCAGAGUCUGAGGGUCAGUUCAUGUUCAGCCCUGAUUUAAGUUCACGACACACGACCGUUCAAAAGUCUGGAUCACUGAGAAAUGUCCUGAUUUUAAACAGAAGAGAAGUUUUUGUUUCAACUUUAACUCAUUUAGAACAACUUUAAUUCAUUUAGAACAACUGGGGGUGUUUCUGAGUUCCACCCAUUCCCUCCUGCUACAUAUUUAGGUCAUGUGAUCCGGUAUCCGUACAUAACGUCCACAUGCAUGACACACGCCUGUGCUCAGCUCAAGGUCAUUGUGUUUGUGGGUUCAUCUGUAUUAAAUGGACACAUUCUAUGUUGCUGUGAUUUCUGAUCAUCAAUAACUAAUAAUCAAAUGCUGCAUUUCUGACAAUGCCAUAUGGGGGAAUGAGCAGCCUUGGAGGAGGACUGACCUCUGAGUGCUUUUCUUCUUUUCUAAAUAUUUCCCUGUUUUCUCAUUUCACCUUCUCACAAACUAUUUAGCAGCUUAAAAAUGUCCUGAAAAUGUAACAGUGAAGGACUUUUAACGUCCUUCUGAAUCUGAUCUUUGCUUUCCUUUCAUUUACAUUCAUGUUUCUUCAACCUCAUGUUUAGUGAUGCAUUUAAGGAACCAGCUGAGGUGAAGGAAAAAUCAGCUUUUUCUUCAAAUGUGCACUUCAUUUCUCUUUCACAGGGAUAUAUAUGUACAGAAUGUGUUGGAUUUGUAUUUUAUUUUGUUUUUUCUGGGGACAAAUAACGACAUUUUAUUGCAGUCAGUCAUCAUUUAAUAAUCUGAUUUGGUGAUUUUUAAUUUUGUUGGUGUGUUUUGUUUAGUUUGUGUUUCAGCUUCAUGUUAAUCUGCAA